Molecule: messenger RNA, 1791 nt
Organism: Pseudocercospora fijiensis CIRAD86
Lineage: Eukaryota; Fungi; Ascomycota; Dothideomycetes; Mycosphaerellales; Mycosphaerellaceae
Exons: 11
Coding region: 1-1791 (596 amino acids)
Source: RefSeq, a predicted model, not a curated record
AUGCGCAGUCACCAACAACAACAACCACCGGACAACCUGGUUGGUCUCGUGGAAACAUACUCUCGAUCAGUCGGACUCAUGUCUCAGACUCGCUUUCUGAUGAAUCGUGAAGCCGCGUUUGACGAGGCAAUAUUGGCUGCCGUGGUAUUUCCCGCGACCAGGCAUGAAAACAUAUACAUACAUAUAACCCACGAUCCCCAGCUCCGGCCUGUCCCGUCGACAACUAUACCCCCUCCACGCCGAAAUAUAUAUCAUGCGAGACGACCUCUCGCGUUGAAGCGGACAUUCCGACGCACCUACGUCGCCCUGGAAUCUUUCUUGCCAUCAUGUCCCCAAGCUUGCUGCUUCCCUGAAACUCGCGUUCUCAACGCUAUUGCUCCCAGGUUCUGUACGAGUGCAGACGGCUGGAACCGCAGGGUGCAGGCUCGAUACAUCACACACCACGGCAUGGCUUGCAUCAUCAAACGAAAUCCCAACCGGUUGGCACCACAGCUGGGACUCUGCUCACUUAUAUUCUACCAGGUUCGCUCCUCUUGCCAGGAUCAAUAUACACCGACUUUCAAGAACCGAAUGCUAGCGUCCGCCGCCCGAAUGCAGUCGGAGGGCUCGGAGCCUCUUUCACAGGGUGUAGAUAAUAAUACCACCGGAACUUUCACCAUCAGUCCCUCCCUACCUCUGGCAGACCCGAAUCAGGCAACUCCCAAUCUUGUGUCAACUACGCUGAGCAUUAUUCUCCAGCCCAAUGCUGGACCGAUCAAGAUGCUCUUGUGCUUGAACACAAUACAUCGUCUUGGAGUUCUUGUCGAAAUCGAAGAAUGCUAUUGUCUGUCGACGCACCAGUCGAGACAAAGACUUGUGAAUUUCGCUGAGUAUUCACUAGCUAUGGGAGUGAGUGCUCGUCGACUGCAUAAAUAUGAGCGGGUCCACCAGGCUGGAAUAAUCACACAGCUUUCACACAGUAUUGAAGACAUCGACUUGUCAGGCACAGGUCAGCAAAUCUUCACAACAACCAUUAAGCCCGCAGUCAUGUCCGGAUAUCCUUAUGGAUAUUCUGGCUACGGCCAAUCAAGUAGCUCGUCACGCUACCCAGCCCGAACUGUCUCGCCUCUUGGUCAGUCACGCUUCGAAGGCUCGUCGCGCUACCAUAGCAGUAGCCGAACCUUCGAGGUAAGACCUCAGCCUGACUUCUCUCGUCGGGAGAGCGAACUUGCUCAACUCAGCCGGACACAAACCAUCACCGGCCCCACACCCCGUAGUUCCACACGUCGGCCCAGCGACAACUACGGAUCUUCUGGAAUCGACAUCUCCAGCUAUGGCGGUGGCUCGUACAACCCGUACGCUCCAUCGUCGAGCUACAAUGCUUACCGGUCUCCAGAGUCUUCAAGCUCAUCGUUCCGGGAUGUAAACUAUCAGCAAGCUUCCUCGACCUACCGCGACUCGCCUAGCUCUUCAAGCUAUGGUCGCGGUUACAUGUCAGCUUCAUCCCGGCCGAGCGAUAUCUACGUCCCUGACUCGCUACGAAUUGGCCGCUCCGACGCUCGUUACGAUGAUCGAUACUUCUCAUCGUCUUCAGCGUCUGCCGGCUACGGAAGCUACUCGACACGCGACAUCACUCCGUCGUCGUCGAGUGGCUUGCGCCGUAGCGAUGCCCAACGGCCUCGUCUCGAGAUGCCACGAACACGAACUAGACUGACAUUUCAUUGGAGGCUUUCUACUAGGUUUCGCUUUUCUUGUUCGGAAUUCUGCUUUCGGGAGGCUGUAUCAACCACAGAUUUAUCUACUUUUCCUUAA